This is a messenger RNA of Tetranychus urticae (two-spotted spider mite), 1954 nucleotides long. Lineage: Eukaryota; Metazoa; Arthropoda; Arachnida; Trombidiformes; Tetranychidae. The record is from RefSeq and is a predicted model, not a curated record.
AGAUAUCCAAUAUCAACAAUAAUAAUACUGAAACUAAACAGCAGUUUCGCAAAUUCAAAAUAUUUGUGUUUCUUAGAAUCUGUUAAUCAAAUUUCUUAUUUUUAAUCAUGGUUUUUUGCCUCGAUUAUUGUAAAUAAUGUAAUUUUUACGAUAUUAUCUAUUUUGAAUUCUCGUCUAUUUGCCAUGUGGUGAUCUGUUCAAUUUGAAGUCUUACACAUGUAUUGUAUUUUUCCUGUUCAUCUGGAGUUUGUUUGGUAGAGCUGAAAACUAAACCGAGAUUUUUUAUCAAUUAUAAUGUCUUUAUAAUUUGAUUUUACGUUUAAUUCUGUUUUGAUUUUUCUUUAAGGCUGCCUUUUUCACGUCAUCCGUUUCAGUGCAAUGUCAGCAGAAGUUAAAAUAAAACAUGGUGAACCUGAUAUAUGUCGUAAAACAGAGGAUCUUAUUGAACUCAACCUUUCUCUUGGCUUGUGGUUGAAACCAAUCUCCAAAAUCUAUAUUUCAGUCGCAUUGCCCUGUACCAAACAAACUGGCCAAUGUAUAAGUAUAGUCGCGAUCACAGAGAAACUAAAAAAACGUAUCAAGCCUUAUACAUUCAAAAGUCUUAAAGUUCUUAAGUCUACAUUGGAAUUCAUUAGAUAUGAAGCUGAAUUAGAGUCUAAGUCAACAAUGGAAUCAGUGAUUUCUAGAUUGGAACGAACAAGUCUAAAAUUGAAUGGUUUCACAGAACCAAUCAAAGUUAAAGCUGCUAAAAUAAAAUUAAAAUCGAGUCGACAUGAAUGGGAAACUUUUUUUCGAGAUGAUCCAUCCAUGGAUGAAACAAAACCUGGUCUCAGAGCAGAUACAAUUCAUCUGAAAAGCCUUCCAACCAAGUGGUUUGGAGGAGAUAAACCCAAGCCUCAAUUAUUGUUAGACGUUUUUCAAGCUUUUGGUGAUAUUAGAAGAUACCAUAUUCCUUGUCUAGAUCAAUCAGAAUCAGCCAAUGGCCAAAGUGAUACAAAUAACGAUACUGGAUUUAAAAGAUUUAGUUUCGAAAACGAAAAUCUCACCUUUGACGCUUUCGUCAUGUACAAAGAUUACAUUGGUUUCGUCAAAGCGAUGGAUGGCUUAAUGGCAAAGAAGUUGGUUAAAAAAUUGGAUCAAAUCGAUAAAUAUUUAGAAUGUGAAUUUCAAGUAGAGUUUGAUAAGACAAAGCAUUUAAGUGAUAAGUCAAUUAAAAAACGGACCUUGCUGCGCAGAUAUGGCCUGAAAGAUGUAAAAGAAUUGAAAGAUUUCAAAGAACACGCAAAGAAAGAGAAGCAACGUUACGAGGAGAGAUUUAAAUUAUUGAAAGAACGUAAAACGAAAGCCGAAAAUUUGCUCAAGUUAUUAUUAUCGGGAGUCGAAAAAGAGAUGGAAGCUAAAAAGAAGGAAGAGGCCAGAAUAGAAGCGGAAAAGUUGGCUAAAAAGCUAUUAGAGGAUGAAAAGAAAGAAAAAGAAAAAUUGAUAGAAGAAAAGAGGAAUGAUUCUCGAAGGAAACAUUCAUCAAGUGAACAUGGAUUAAAAAGUGUAGCUGUGGCAUUGAGAAAGGAAACAAAAAGUAAUAAACACAAUUUGAAAAGUAUUGCUGUUCCUUUAAAUGGAACCAGUGGUAGAAGUAGUUAUUCUGACUCUAGGUAUCACAAUGAUACAAGUCAUGAUAAUAACUUGUUCCACCAUCGUCACAAUCAUGCUAAUCGUCUUAAUAAUGAUAACUCAAAUCAUUCAACGCUUCACCAUAGGUUACAAUAUAAUCAUAAUCAACCUCACCAUCAGCAUAAACCUCAUACGUCUAACCAUCGUUCGACUCGCCUCGAUCUUCCUUAUCAAAGAGAUUCAGGGAUAAGAAAUGUACAAAGAAAAAUAAAAAGAAAUCGUAAUCUACUUGUUCAAGUUACAUGGAAAAAUGACGAAUAAAAUUUUUUAUUUUCAAAAUGUU